CUCAGUUGCAAAGCUGAGUUUGUGCUUGCGCUGUCCUCGGAUUCUGCAUCCACAAUGAGUCGUCUUCUGUUUUUACCUAGUGUUGUCUUGUUUCAACAACAGAGAGAAAAACAAAUGGAAUUUCCUUAGUGGUGCGUUUGUGGUGCUGUGUUAAGUCCGUUUCUUACAGCUGCGGUUCCAGUGAGGGAUUAGUGACACCACAUAAGGACCUCGGGCGUCUGCAAACAGGUGUUUCCACCCCAUGGCUGCGCAUUAAGCUUCAUUCACGACCAGACCACUGCCUGUCCGACGCACCAUGUGCACGACCGUGUAGUUUAGUGGGAUGAUGCAAAACCGCGCACACAGAGUGGGUUUGUGCGUGUUUGGUGUGAUGCCGAGAAAAUGAUACAGUUGAAGAACAUGCAACGUGCUGUGGUGAAAGUCUUUGUGCAGCUUCACGGUGGAAUCUGGGCUUAUUUUUUAAUAUCAGGGUUCACUUUUGUCUCGGAGAUACAACGGACACUUUCCGAAUAACGCAAACCCAUGAAAAUGAUUCCUCUGGUCAUUACCUAACUGACUGCACAGCAUCACGGGACUGUUUAAUCGUCUUCUAAGGAACUCUUUGUUUAUUCCUUGUUGUUUAUGAGAUCGCUGUAGCUGACUCAGACUGUUACCACUGCGUCUGGACCUUUUCCCACAAGAAUCCAGUUUUCUGGAUUCGAAAGGGGUGAUUUUUUUACACUCCGGAAGUUUUUCCAUAACGCUGCCAAACUGGCCAUGGCUGCAGCUAUCGCCAGCUCCCUCAUAAGACAAAAAAGGCAGGCGAGGGAGCGAGAGAAAUCUAAUGCCUGCCGCUGCGUAAGCAGCCCCAGUAAAACCAAAGGAAGCUGUGAAAAACCCAGUCGACUGAAUGUUUUCUCCAGGGUCAAACUCUUUGGUUCCAAGAAGAGACGAAGAAGGCGCCCAGAGCCCCAGCUGAAGGGGAUUGUGACGAAGCUGUACAGCCGACAAGGUUUCCACCUGCAGCUACAGGCAGACGGAACCAUUGACGGAACAAAGGAGGAGGACAAUGGUUACACCAUGUUCAACCUUAUUCCAGUGGGGCUGCGAGUGGUUGCCAUCCAGGGGGUGCAGACAAAACUCUACCUGGCUAUGAACAGUGAGGGCUACUUGUACACAUCAGAACACUUUACGCCAGAGUGCAAAUUCAAGGAGUCAGUGUUCGAGAACUAUUAUGUGACAUACUCCUCCAUGAUAUACCGGCAGCAGCAGUCAGGCAGGGGCUGGUACCUCGGUCUGAACAAAGAAGGAGAGAUCAUGAAGGGGAACCAUGUCAAGAAGAACAAGCCAGCAGCCCAUUUCCUUCCUAAACCUCUAAAAGUGGCAAUGUACAGAGAGCCAUCCCUCCAUGACUUGACAGAAUUCUCCCGCUCGGGCAGCGGCACACCUACCAAGAGUCGGAGUGCCUCAGCUGUACUCAACGGAGGCAAAGCCGUGAGCCAGAAUGAGUCUACGUAGCCCGGCAGCCAAACCCAGACCUGGGGCAGAACCAUGAAACCUUACCUCCAGCAGAGCGUGAAUCCAAGCAGAUUUCUCUCUCCGAUCAGCGUUUCAGGACUAGCUACGACAACAAACCACUACACUUAAACACCAUCACUAAAAAACACAGUUAGGUAUCAUCCUGGUCACUUAUUGUUUCUGUUUCAUCAACAGAAGUAAGAAACAUAACGGCACAUAAACCAUUCUGGAAAAGUGUAAUUAAGAAUAUUGUUUUGGGCUUGAAAAUUAAUUUAUUUGAUCACUCAUGUGGUGAUAAUGGUAAACCAGUUAACUCAUCUUUAAGUUAAUUUAUUUCUCUUAAUUUCUUGUGGACAGUAACUCUUCUUAGGUCAUGUAGACACCGAGCACUCAUGCAUCAGACAGACAGGGAGUUAGAAACGUAGGCCGUCAGGGCAGCCCGUGAUGUUGCUGGUCUACGAGGCUGCAGUGGUACAGUACAAGCCGUGAUCUCUGUCUUAUCCAUGCUUCUGUGAAUACAAAGCCUAUAAACUCCCUGGCGUGGCACAGCCUAGUGCUACUAAGACUGUGGCCAGCCAGACGGUAGCUCUCCUGCGUCCUAGUGCACACGCUCAGAGACUGAGCUCUCUAGCAUGGGAAAAAGAAGCCUAUGUUCAGCUAAAAUGAAGUAUAAGGGACAGUGUGGCUCUUGCAGUUUUUUUUUUUUUUUCUUUUCAGAGAUGCCACAGCUGCACCUUGGUUUUGCUAAUUUUCUGAAUUAGCUGAGAGCUUUUUAUUUGGUUACUGGUUUUGUUUUUAUCCCCUCUUGUUCUCUUCCCUUGCCAUUGUUCAGUAUUUGUUUUUUGUUGCUAUUUCAUCAUCGAAGGGGUUCCAGCAAACCAAAGACAGAAUGAAAGAGUGUCCCUUUAAGCCGCUGAAAACCAAGCCAGUAUAAAGGCAAAGCUGGAAUUUUUUUUCACUGUACAUUUUUGAUGAGAGAAAGCAAAGAUUUUGCGCAAAACAUGAACAAUGGACGAAGGAAGUGAUUUUAAACACUUUGGAAUUGGCAGCGCACUGGAUGUUGUGCUUUUUGCUGAUAUGCUUGACUACCGAAGUAUGAAACGAUUAUUCUGUGUCCCCAUUCCCUUCUGUUUCUACUGUGUCACAAUGUCUCCGUCUUUUGUCCUCGUGAUCUGUUUCCUUCCUGUGCUUGUGUCAUACUUUGAUCCCCUGCCAUCCUUUUUUGUCAACUUCUAUUGAGUGAUACAGUUCACCAUAGGAAUAUGGUGCAAGCCCCUUCCCAGGAUGCUUGUUAUGUGUUUGAGUAAAUUAUUGUGGUGACAAUAUUUUCUAUAUUUAAAAAAGAAUACUGUGGACUUUUAGGUGGCUUAACAUUUUAUAGGACAUGUCAUAUUUGUAAAAGUGAAAAAAAAAAUUAAGAAAAAAAAAAAGAACAUCUUCCCUUUUCUUGCACAGGGCAUGUACAAACACAAAAAGGACCCCUUUUGUGGGCUACGUACUCUUCCCUUCAGCUACAUAACUUCUUUCUGGUACAUGCUUCUGGGAGGCUUUCUUUUCUUGGUUUCCUCCGGAGGUGGUUUGUAUUAGGUGAACCUAUCUGUUGCAUGGGAGAAAGCAGGGAAUUAUGGUCUAGAGCUGCAUGAUGUAGGCUAUGUGUAUUAACCCAUGUUGGAUCAUGUGUUCCAAACUACCAGGCUAAAUCUGAUAAAACAACAUAUACAGGCAGACACUGUGGCUGUCUGAUAACUUCCAGUUGUUUAUUAUUUGUUGUAUACACAAAAAUGCACUGAAUAAAAUGUUUAUAUUAAGAUAUACUUUUAAA
Molecule: messenger RNA, 3319 nt
Organism: Sphaeramia orbicularis (orbiculate cardinalfish)
Lineage: Eukaryota; Metazoa; Chordata; Actinopteri; Kurtiformes; Apogonidae
Gene: fgf13a
Product: fibroblast growth factor 13a
Exons: 5
Coding region: 757-1497 (246 amino acids)
Molecular function (GO): growth factor activity
Source: RefSeq, a predicted model, not a curated record